Molecule: messenger RNA, 1936 nt
Organism: Peromyscus maniculatus bairdii (prairie deer mouse)
Lineage: Eukaryota; Metazoa; Chordata; Mammalia; Rodentia; Cricetidae
Source: RefSeq, a predicted model, not a curated record
GAGCCGCAAAGGUUCCGGAGCAGGAUUGGGUGUGCGGCGUCCACCUUCUCUUUGGCACUCGACCGAAGUGACCCAAGCCCCACAGGGGAGACCGGAGCCAAUCAUUUUUGCUCAAGUAUCUGGGAACGGUUUUUUUUUUAGCGCCCUACAAGACAUCCUGGGACUUUUGGUUUUGCCUCGGGGAGCGGACUCUCCGAACCUGACAGCUGACGGAAGUGAGGCUGCGGGGGAAUGGCAGCCGCGGCGACCAUGGCGGCGGCUGCUCGGGAGCUGGUGUUGCGGGCCGGGGCCUCAGAUAUGGAGGAGGAGGAGGGCCCGCUGGGGGGUGCCUCUGGACUCCAAGAGCCCCUGCAACUUGGGGAGUUGGAUAUCACCUCCGAUGAAUUCAUCCUGGAUGAGGUGGAUGUUCACAUCCAGGCAAAUCUGGAGGAUGAACUGGUGAAGGAGGCUCUUAGAACGGGUGUGGAUCUGCGACACUAUUCGAAGCAGGUGGAGCUGGAGCUGCAGCAGAUUGAGCAGAAAUCGAUCCGGGACUACAUCCAAGAGAGUGAGAACAUAGCGUCUCUGCACAAUCAGAUCAGGUCCCUUCUGAUCACCCUGUCCCCCCUGCUCCUCAGAGCAAUUCUGGAAGCUCCAGUGACAGAGGCCAGAUUCCUGGAGCAGCUGCAGGAGCUGGACGCCAAGGCAGCCGCAGUCAGGGAGCAGGAGGCCAGAGGCACAGCUGCCUGUGCGGAUGUCAGAGGCGUGCUGGACCGGCUCCGGGUCAAGGCAGUGACAAAGAUCCGCGAGUUCAUCCUCCAGAAGAUUUAUUCGUUCAGAAAGCCCAUGACCAACUAUCAGAUCCCCCAGACAGCCCUGCUGAAGUACAGGUCUCCACCCCGGGACAGGCUUCUGGGGUCCUCAGGUCUUGGCUCCGUGGGCCUGGUGUGGUCGGUCUCGGUGAUUUCCCUGACUCUGACCUGGUCACGAUUCUUCUCGAAGCCGUCCCUCCGAAGCAGGAACACCAUCUUCACCCUGGGGACCCGGGGUGCUGUCAUCUCCCCCACCGAACUCGAGGCCCCCAUCCUGGUGCCCCACACUGCCCAGCGUGGAGAGCAGAGGUAUCCGUUCGAGGCUCUCUUCCGCAGCAAGGCCCUGGUUCUGGAAAGGGGUGUCCCUGUCAUAGUUAGCUUCUGGGGUCCCUCAGGUCUUGGCUCCAUGGGAAUGGUGGCAGCCCGAGUCACUCAGCUGAUCCGGGGCUUUGGGAGUUCCUGGAAGGCCUCCGUGGAGUCUCUGAGUCAGGAUGUCAUGCGGAGUUUCACCAACUUCAGAAAUGGAACCAGCAUCAUCCAGGGGGCGCUGACCCAGCUGAUCCAGCUCUACCAUCGCUUCCACCGGGUGCUGGCACAGCCGCAGCUCCGGGCGCUGCCGGCCAGGGCGGAGCUCAUCAACAUUCAUCACCUCAUGGUGGAGCUCAAGAAACACAAGCCCAACUUCUGACUGGGUCCCCGGGGUGGCGGCUCCCAUGGGCUCUGAAUGUCACACACUGACACUGGGACCUGGAGGCUCCCACGGCUGUGCAUGUCACACUCCGUCCCCUGGGUCCCCUUCCCCUUCCUGUUGUCUCUCAGGCUCCCACACUCCUCACCGCCUCCACUGCAGGAUUCUGCCUCAGCAGAGUGUGGGCAAGUCUGCUCCUCCCUGGACGUGGAGGGGACGUUAUCAUUCCUGUCCCUGUCACCUCCUCCCCUGUGUGUUCACACCUGUGAAAGCUCCCACACCUCAGUCUCUGAUCGACUCUCAAUCUUAGGACAGGGCAGUGGAGGCGGCCUUCCCUCUCUUGUAGCUUGGUCGUCUGCGGUCUUCACUUGAACACUAACCCAUCACCUCCUGGCUGGGGGUCCAGGCUGUCUGUCUGUCUGUCUGUAGGCAAUAAUAAGCACUUAAUGUACUGUGA